Molecule: messenger RNA, 6435 nt
Organism: Daldinia childiae
Lineage: Eukaryota; Fungi; Ascomycota; Sordariomycetes; Xylariales; Hypoxylaceae
Product: Adenylate cyclase
Exons: 3
Coding region: 1-6435 (2144 amino acids)
Biological process (GO): cAMP biosynthetic process; intracellular signal transduction
Molecular function (GO): magnesium ion binding; adenylate cyclase activity; protein binding
Source: RefSeq, a predicted model, not a curated record
AUGACAAUGACGCGAGAUGACGGCCGUAUCACCUCCUUCGCGAGUUCUAGCAGUGGUCACUCAAAUAUCACGUUGAAGCCAUCCGUUCCUAGUCGCUCAGUCUCGGUCUCUUCAGCCUCGGUCUCCUCAGCCUCGACCAAAGCUACGCCGAAACCCAUCAAGACGAGCGAAUAUGGCAAAAUCAGACCGUAUGCUGAAGACUCUCAAGUCUCACCGACAACUUCCGGCCAUCGCCUUGCUUUAUCACCGACUUCGACCGCAUCUAGCAGUUCACUACUCGACAAUCGACGCAUGAGCGACCUUGCCGACUACCGUCGCGAUCUUGCCGUUCUUAACCCAGCUAAUGGCCGUAUUCCCCAAAUCCAACGAGAUCCUCCAACCAGUCCGAAUUCCCAGCAUAAUAUAACGCCUUGGAUGUCUGUCAACGGUGGGGCGGCUACGUCUCCGACUGGUUUCGGGACGAGCUUCUACAAUGAUUCGAGCGACAAUGUAUCCACUACCUCUCAACUUUCGCCUGCCUUUAGAUUAGGCCCUUCGCGACCAGCUCAGGCAUCAAGCAAUGAGUCUCCCGAUGCGGCAUACUUCACGGACGAUAGGCGACCUUCAGCGGCUAGUAUAACAACAGCAAGUAGUCAAGGCUCUAAAAACAGUGGCAGUAGAGGGGGGCUUAAGAAAUUACAGGGGUUCUUCGGAGAGGAUUUCCCAGGUCGCGAUUCAUCCGAAACUAGCCUGCCAGCACCACCUUCGUCCUCUCAAAAUCAAAAAGAUCAACGUUCCUACUCUUUCACCCGACCGCGUCGCGGGAGGAACGACUCAAACGCUACCGAUCAUACCAGAGAACCUUCACCCUCUUCCUCACGACCGCGUACGCCGGUACCUUCAAGCGAUGUAGUACCCUUUUUAUACCAAGAGGCCAAUGACAUCGCCAAAUACGGCGAGGCUCCGGUUCGCGAUAUACUGACCGGUCCAGACAGGGAACGCUACACCGGGGAAAGUUCUACACAGAUACCGCCGAAAACUUCGUCCUCCUCUCGCUCUGGACACUCGAUUGUCCAUUUGUCUAGUCAUCACCGCCACCACAGGAGCACCGACGACUCCAAUACAUUGCGCCCGGUUAUCAGUCGCGAAGACUCGGCUCUAAACGUUCAAAAUAUGAAGGAAAGAGGCGGCUCUGCAGCGACUGCGCCGCGGUCGCGGGCCCAAAGUCCCACGCCAAGCAGCAAUAGCAAUGGUAGUAGACUCGCAUCUAUUGAUGGCCAAACAUCCCCUGGGGCUCCUGGAAAACGGGGCAUCUUUGAUCGGCUACGACGACACAAGCACAAAGAUGAUGGUCAAGCAUCACGUUUAAGAAGCAUGCCCGGCUCUUCUCGCUCGCUUGCGCCAUCGUCGUCCCGGCAAGAUUUAUCAAAAGGGAAUCAGUCGCCUUAUGACAAAGCUCCCUUUACCGUGGAAACUACAACCCCUCAGGCUCGCCCAUCCAACCCCCGACAAGCGACCUUCAAUAACAAAUUCCCCUUCUCGAAGAAGGGGCGUCCGCAUAAGGCCUAUGACGAUCCCGAUGAACACAUUGGUCCAACUGAUAGGAAUGACAAGGGCAAUGUGUUCGUCCUUGAUACAAAUCUGAACGAUAUGGAAGGCAUAUUGGCACAACCUCCGCCUUUGACACCUAUGGAGCCUUUGUUCUUACCGACAGAUACCGAGCCUUUGGAACCAGUUCAAUCUAAAGGAACCGGGGCAUGGAACGCGCCAGACAGCUGGGCUGUCCGUCGUACUGCGGAGGAAAAAGAGACUCAUGUCCCUGAAGUUGAGGAAGUUGGGGCUCCACCAAAACCUGAGGAGAAGCAGAAUCCUCACUGCAUACGGGUAUUCCGCGCCGACGGUACUUUUGCUACCGUACAAAUGCCACUAAACUCUACUGUUGCCGACGUUAUGACCCAAGUCGUUAAGAAGACAUUCGUCACUGAAGGUCUCGAGAACUACCAUAUUGUGUUGAGAAAGCAUAAUUUAUCUCGGGUUUUAGCUGCUCCAGAGAAACCGCUUCUAAUCCAGAAGAGACUGCUUCAGCAGGUUGGAUAUGAAGAAAAAGAUCGCCUAGAAGAUAUCGGCCGAGAAGACAAUGGCUACCUGUGCCGUUUCUUAUUCCUGUCGGCGAGGGACAACCAUUUCACAAUGAGUCCCCAGGACCUCGGGCUCGGUAGGGCCACGAAGUUCAACCAUGUUGACCUUUCCGGACGAAACCUAAUUACAAUUCCUAUCACGCUCUACUCCAAAACCUCCGAUAUUAUAUCUUUGAAUCUAUCCAGGAACCUUUCUCUUGACCUUCCCCGGGACUUUAUCCAAGCGUGUCACCAGUUGCGUGAUAUCAAGUUCUCUAACAACGAAGCUCGAAAAUUGCCCAUAAGCAUCGGGAGGGCAAACAGUUUAACAUAUCUUGACGUAUCGAAUAAUCGACUAGAGGAACUGGAGCAUGCUGCGCUUGGGCACCUUACUGGCUUGUUGAAGCUGAGCUUAGCAAAUAAUCGUCUGAACCACCUACCUCAAGAGUUUGGCGCUUUCAGGGCGCUUCGCUCUUUAAAUCUAUCUUCGAAUUUCUUGGACAAGUUUCCAGUCUUCUUAUGCGACCUGGAAAGCCUGGUAGAUAUCGACGUUAGUUUCAAUUCAAUCGCAUCUCUCCCAGACGAACUUGGGAGGCUACAAAGCCUCGAGAAGUUUGUCAUGACCAAUAACAGGCUUGUCGGGUCAUUACCGUCUACAUUGAGGGAGCUUCUGAACCUCCGCGAGUUGGAUAUAAAAUACAAUGGGCUCACUGCGAUAGAUGUCGUAUACGAACUUCCUAAGUUGGAGAUUCUAUCUGCGGAUCACAACAUGAUUUCCCAAGUCGUCGGUAGCUUCGAGCGAGUUCGCAGUUUGAAGCUGAAUUCUAACCCCAUCACCAAAUUUGAAAUUACGAGCCCUGUACCAACCCUCAAAAUGCUCAAUUUGUCAAACGCUCAGCUUGCCAGCAUCGACGGCUCGUUUAACAACAUGGUUAAUUUAGAGAGGCUUGUGCUAGACCGUAAUUACUUUGUCUCUCUUCCUAGUACCAUUGGUACUUUGAGAAGGCUAGAGCAUUUUAGCAUAGCCCAUAACUCCGUAGGCGAGCUACCUUCGGAAAUCGGUUGUUUAAACGAACUGAGAAUACUGGAUGUCAGAGGGAACAAUAUUAGAAAGUUGCCAAUGGACUUGUGGUGGGCAAACAAGUUGGAGACGCUCAAUGCCUCUUCAAAUGUGCUGGAGAAUUUCCCAAAGCCCGCUUCACGUCCACCCCAGAUGCCCGGGGAAUCUUCAGGCUCGCCUGCUCCUAGCAAUAAGCUGCCUACCGGACCUCUAUCUCAAGCGUCUAGCUCCGAAGAUCUUCUCGCUGAUAGGUCGCGUCAACCAAGCCAAGCAUCAAGCACAUUGCUAAGCGUCGGACCUUCUCCUGUUCCUGGCGGCUCGGAUAGAAAAAGCUCUGUUGUUUCGGUCUAUGGAAAAGGAGGGCGCAAAACUUCGGUCCUUUCGCGAACGACAACAGCUAGUAGCAGUGUUAACGGGACUGUGACUCCUGCCAUAGGGUCGAGAAAAGACUCGGGACUUUCUACCCGGCUAACUAACACGUUCGCCGGUUCGUUGAGAAACUUAUGUCUUGCUGAUAACCAACUCGACGACGAUGUGUUCGAGCAGAUCACGCUACUUGCCGAAUUGCGCGUUCUCAAUUUAUCGUACAAUGAUUUGAACGACAUGCCACAGCGGUGUAUCAAGAAUUGGCCCCAGCUUGUAGAGCUUUAUCUGUCAGGCAACGACCUCACAAGUCUGCCAGUUGAUGAUCUGGAAGAAUACAGCUUGCUUCAGGUACUUCACAUUAAUAAUAACAAAUUCACGAACCUUCCGGCAGAUAUUUCCCGAGCCAAAAAGCUGGCUGUAUUGGAUUGUGGAAACAAUUCCCUCAAGUACAAUAUCUCAAACGUACCGUACGAUUGGAACUGGAAUCUAAACCCAAAUUUACGGUUCCUCAACUUGUCAGGAAACAAACGACUGGAAAUCAAACAGACAAAUGCUGGCCUGGUGUCCCAGAACCGCGAGCAAUAUACCGACUUUAGUCGGUUGUUGAACCUCCGUGUGCUUGGAUUGAUGGAUGUUACCCUUACUCAGCCAAGUAUCCCAGACCAGAGCGAAGACCGUCGUGUCAGAACCUCAGGUUCAUUAGCUGGCCACCUGCCAUAUGGUAUGGCCGAUACACUAGGUAGAGGCGAGCACCUAUCAACUAUCGACCUGGUCGUCCCGAGGUUUAAUUCCUCAGACUCAGAGACGCUCUUAGGGUUGUUUGACGGACAGGCAUUGUCUAGCGGUGGCUCUAAGAUCGCCAAGUAUCUUCAUGAGAAUUUCGGGCAUAUCUUCUCAAUGGAACUGAAGGCUCUGAAGACACGCCAAAACGAGACACCCGUAGAUGCGCUUAGACGUGCAUUCCUCGCCCUCAACAAAGACCUUGUCACUGUAGCCGUUGAGCAUAGUGAAAAGAGGCCGUUGAUGUCACAUCGUGGUUCGUCGGCGUCUGUAGUUCUUAGCAAGGAAGACCUCAAUUCUGGGGGCGUUGCUACAGUGGCGUAUCUGCAAGGUCAAGAACUGUACAUUGCCAAUGUUGGCGAUGCGCAGGCAGUACUCAUACAAUCCGACGGUCAACAUAAAAUCCUCACGCGGAAACACGACCCCGCAGAGCCGGGCGAGCGUCAACGAAUACGCGAUGCUGGGGGUUGGGUAUCGCGCCAGGGGAAGCUAAAUGAUCUACUCGAAGUCUCCCGUGCCUUCGGUUACAUCGACUUGAUGCCGGCUGUACAGGCGGCUCCCCAUGUUCUCCAGAUACCUAUCGCGCCACAGGACGAAACGAUUUUAAUUGCAACAAAAGAGUUAUGGCAGUAUCUUACUCCCGGCUUAGUGGUCGACGUCACUCGAUCGGAGCGGGGCGAUCUUAUGCGUGCUGCACAUAAGCUACGAGAUCUUGCUAUCGCGUAUGGUGCAACUGGGAAAAUCAUGGUCAUGAUGAUCAGCGUCUCUGAUCUCAAGCGGCGCCAGGAGCGGUCAGCUCGUUUGCAUAGAGGGCAGAGCAUGUCACUGUAUCCCUCUGGCGUCCCAGACGAUUUCCAGUAUCCGACCAAGCGAGGCAGAAAACCCAAAGGGGAGGUCCAGGACUCCACAUUACACAGGCUUGAUCCUGAAGUUCCCGCCCCUACUGAAAAACCUUCUAUUGUUUUCACUGAUAUCAAGAACUCGACUAAUCUGUGGGAAACGUAUCCCUCGGCCAUGAGAUCCGCUAUAAAAGUGCACAAUGAAAUUAUGCGACGGCAACUUCGCAGAAUCGGCGGGUAUGAAGUCAAGACUGAAGGUGAUGCCUUUAUGGUCUCUUUCCCUACCGCCACCUCAGCGCUCUUGUGGUGCUUUGCCGUCCAAACCCAUCUGCUAACGGCAGAUUGGCCCUCGGAAAUUUUGAACUCGGUUUCUUGCCAAGAGGUGUACGACAAUGAUAAUAACCUCAUCUUCAGAGGCUUAUCGGUUAGAAUGGGUAUCCAUUUUGGCGAACCAGUAGCCGAAAUUGACCCCGUUACGCGUCGGAUGGACUAUUUUGGUCCGAUGGUGAAUAAAGCGUCUCGUAUUUCUUCCGUAGCCGAUGGAGGUCAGAUUACCGUGUCCACGGAUUUUAUCUCCGAAAUUCAGCGUUGUCUUGAGACCUACCAGGAAAGUGAGCGAAAUGGAACUGCUGGUGCUGAAGACACUUUCGAUGAUGACGCGACGUCGGCGGCAAUUAGAAGGGAGCUAAAGUCGCUCAGCUCACAAGGGUUUGAAGUCAAGGAUAUGGGUGAGCGGAAGCUCAAAGGCCUUGAAAAUCCCGAGGGUAUUUAUUCCCUCUACCCACAUGCUCUCGCUGGUCGUAUCGAACAUCAUAACAACGCACUGAUAACGACCGAUUCCGCUGAGAAGCCUGCUACACUUCAGCCCGGGAGUGAUCUCGGAUUUGAUCCAAGUCUUAUCUGGUCUCUAUGGAAAGUUAGUUUGCGCCUGGAGAUGCUUUGUAGUUCUUUGGAAGAGAUGUCAGCCGGCGGUUUGCAGCCUCCCGAGACCGAACUAUUGGAGCGUAUGAAGCAACGUGGUGGUGAAAUGACGGAACAGUUUUUAUUCAACUUUAUGGAACAUCAAGUGAGCCGUAUAGAGACUUGUAUUUCCACACUCACGAUGCGACAUAUUGCCAUGGGUAGCGGCCAGAUUACCUCGCUAGAUGAUCUCCGAACACCAAUGGCUGUCGUCCUCGAUAAUCUUGCUGCCCAGCUGGCCGAACUUGAGCGAUACAAGGCUAGAUAUGGCGAUCUUACUACCACUGACAGUGAGGGCGAGGCACUCACUACCGACCAAGAGUCUGACGACUGA